Messenger RNA from Ceutorhynchus assimilis (cabbage seed weevil), 309 nucleotides. The record is from the annotation of a GenBank genome assembly. Lineage: Eukaryota; Metazoa; Arthropoda; Insecta; Coleoptera; Curculionidae.
GACUUGACAAACACAAUUUCUCAAAAUGUACAAACUAUUCGUUUUCGCUGCAAUUUUGGCUAUCGCAUUUGCCAAUCCUGAAGCUAAAGCUGAUCCGAAACCAGAAGCCAAGCCAGGAAUUAUCGCCGCAGCGUACAGUGCUCCAAUUGUAGCUGCCCCAGUAACUUACACUGCAGCUUACAGCGCUCCAUUGACUUAUGCAGCUGCUCCUCUAGCUUACAGCGCUUACCCGGCUUACUCGGCUUAUGCAGCUUCGUACGUAGCUUAUCUGUAGAAAGUUUUAAAUAAUAAAUUAUUUUUGAAAUAAAA